AUGAGGAUGUGUGACAGAGGAGUCCAGAUGUUGAUCACUACUGUGGGAGCCUUCGCAGCUUUUAGUUUAAUGACCAUUGCAGUGGGCACGGACUACUGGUUAUAUUCCAGAGGUGUGUGCAGGACUAAAUCUACAAGUGAUAAUGAAACCAGCAGGAAGAAUGAAGAAGUAAUGACCCAUUCCGGGCUGUGGAGGACCUGCUGCCUAGAAGGGACUUUCCGAGGCGUGUGCAAGAAAAUUGAUCACUUCCCGGAAGAUGCUGACUACGAACAGGAUACAGCUGAGUAUCUCCUGCGGGCUGUGAGGGCCUCCAGCGUCUUCCCCAUCCUCAGCGUCACACUGCUCUUCUUCGGCGGGCUCUGCGUGGCAGCCAGCGAGUUCCACCGCAGCAGACACAACGUCAUCCUCAGCGCGGGGAUCUUUUUUGUCUCUGCAGGGUUAAGCAACAUCAUCGGCAUCAUAGUUUAUAUAUCAGCCAAUGCUGGAGACCCUGGGCAGCGUGACUCCAAAAAGAGCUACUCCUAUGGCUGGUCCUUUUACUUCGGAGCCUUCUCUUUCAUCAUCGCGGAAAUUGUGGGGGUCGUCGCUGUGCACAUCUAUAUAGAAAAGCAUCAGCAGUUACGUGCCAAAUCCCACUCGGAGCUCCUGAAGAAAUCGACCUUCGCUCGCCUUCCACCCUACAGGUAUAGAUUUCGGAGGCGGUCGAGUUCCCGCUCCACGGAACCCAGAUCCCGAGACCUGUCCCCCAUCAGCAAAGGCUUCCACACCAUCCCUUCUACUGACAUCUCAAUGUUCACCCUGUCCCGGGACCCCUCAAAGAUCACCAUGGGGACUCUCCUCAACUCCGACCGGGACCACGCUUUUCUACAGUUCCACAACUCCACGCCCAAAGAGUUCAAAGAGUCGUUGCAUAAUAAUCCGGCCAACAGGCGCACCACGCCCGUCUGA
Messenger RNA from Budorcas taxicolor (takin), 948 nucleotides. It is a transcript of the gene CACNG3, whose product is annotated as calcium voltage-gated channel auxiliary subunit gamma 3. Gene Ontology annotation, molecular function: channel regulator activity; voltage-gated calcium channel activity. Lineage: Eukaryota; Metazoa; Chordata; Mammalia; Artiodactyla; Bovidae. Gene Ontology annotation, cellular component: AMPA glutamate receptor complex; postsynaptic density membrane. Bases 1 to 948 code for a protein of 315 amino acids. Gene Ontology annotation, biological process: transmission of nerve impulse; neurotransmitter receptor transport, postsynaptic endosome to lysosome; postsynaptic neurotransmitter receptor diffusion trapping. The transcript has 4 exons. The record is from RefSeq and is a predicted model, not a curated record.